Molecule: messenger RNA, 2524 nt
Organism: Haliaeetus leucocephalus (bald eagle)
Lineage: Eukaryota; Metazoa; Chordata; Aves; Accipitriformes; Accipitridae
Gene: ANKZF1
Product: ankyrin repeat and zinc finger domain containing 1
Exons: 15
Coding region: 30-2186 (718 amino acids)
Molecular function (GO): protein binding
Source: RefSeq, a predicted model, not a curated record
CCCUGUCCCUUCCGCUGGGAGCAGGAGCGAUGCCGGCCCCGGAGAGCAGGUCGGUUUUCGAGGCCGCCCAGGACCGCGUCCUCCUGCACGGGCUGACCCUCGUCACCGGAGCUGCUGCGGAUGGGUGGGCCGCCGAGCCGGCACCACUGAGCCACGAGAAACCCACAGGUGCCAGUGGCAAGGAGAAGGCCCACGGGGUCCCCGAGGUGCCGGAGCGGAUGUGCUGCUCAACGUGCGGGCAGGUGUUCGGCAGCCGGGAGGAGCAGAUUGAGCACUACCGUCUUGACUGGCACCGCUUCAACUUGAAGCAGCGACUCCUGGGGCGCCAGAUACUGCCAGUAGAAGUGUUUGAGGAGAAGACCCGUGCAGGUGACAUUUCCAGCAUCUCAGGGUCUGACUCAGAGAGCUCCGAUGCAAGCAGUGAAUCGGAGUUGCUGCCCUCUACCAGCGACAGUCCCAUAACCCCUCUGGUUCCCCGAUCCCACAAGGUGCUGCUCCGCAAUGCGAAGGGCCAGCUCAUCUCCGCCUACCGCUGCGUGCUGGGCAUUGGGAAGGGCUGCAGUGAGGAGCCAGUGAACCUGACGGCAUCACUGCAGAGCCUUGGUGCGACCACGUGCUGGGUUGUGCUAAUGAUGGGCGGCGGGCACUUCGCAGGAGCUGUGUUUCGUGGCCCCCAGGUGCAAGAGCACAAGACCUUCCACCACUACACGGUGCGAGCCCGACAGGGCACAGCCCAGGGCCUACGGGAUGCCAAGACCCCAGGGUCAGCACCCAGGUCAGCUGGAGCCUCCCUGCGGCGUUAUAAUGAGGCCGCACUGCUCAAGGAUGUUCGGGACCUGCUGGCAGCCUGGGCCCAGCACCUGAAGGAAGCUCAGCGCAUAUUUCUCCGGGCCCCACGCCACAACCGUGCUCUGCUCUUUGGCAGCAGGAACCCGGCCCUCUCCCGGGGUGACCCUCGCAUCUGCCAUAUCCCCCUCAGCACCCGCAGGGCCACCCUGCAGGAGGUGCUGCGAGUCCAUGCCACACUGGCCAGCCUGCAGGUGUAUGGGAAGGACACGCCACUGGAGGACAUCAUUGGGUCCCCCCGGAAAGGCUGGCAGAAGAGGCGGCAGAAAGCAGAGGUAGAUCCCCCGCAGGAGGACGCAAGUGCCCCUGUCUUAUCACCCCCCUCAGCACCAGAGGAGGAAGAAGAAGAGGAGGAAAGCCCUGCAGGGGAACUGGAGACUGUGGAAGUGACACUAGGGACCUUGGACCUCCGGGAGUUUGAAGUGAUGCCCAAGCGAAACCGCAAAAGGAGGAAGAAGCGGGACAAGAAGGUGGAGAAAGGGCCCUGUGCCGAAGAGACAGGGUGCCAUGGUACCCAGUGUGGGCAGCCUGGCCUGAAGCUGGUGACGGAGCUGCAGGAGGAAGCUGGGACUGAGCCCCUUCCCUGGGGCAAUAGAGACCCUCAGACCCAGCUCCGCGAUGCCCUGUUCACUGCCUGCAAAACGGGGGAUGUGGGGAUGCUGCGGCACCUCCUGGGUGUGCCAGAGAGUGGGGGCCUGCCAGAGGACAGCGAGGAUGGGGAGGGCACACAGCCCCUGGAUAUGCCCCGCUCCCUGCUCAACCAGCCCAUGGAUGAGCGUGGCUGCACCCUGCUUCAUGUGGCAGCACAGGCAGGGAAGGCUGAGGCUGUGCGUUUGCUGCUGGAGGCAGGGGCGGACCCUGCCCUCAGAGACAGGCAGGACAGAACCCCCUACUGCGUCUCUGCUGACAAACCAACCCGCAACGCUUUCCGCAAGUUCAUGGUGGACCAUCCAGACAAGUACGACUACAGCCGUGCCAAGGUGCCAGGGCCCCUGACACAGGAGAUGGAGGCCAAAAAGCUAGAGAAGAAGCGGGCACAGAAAGCCCAGCGGAAGCAGCGGGAGCAGGCGCAGCGGGAGGAGAGGCAGCGCUGGGAACAGGAACAGGGAGAGAAGCAACGGUUCGCAGCCCUGUCCGACAGGGAGAAGAGGGCGCUGGCUGCCGAGCAGAGGCUGGCUGCGCAGCGGCAGGACGCUGGCACAACUCUUGCCAACAUCAGCCGCUGCUGGCAUUGUGGAGAGUCCCUGCUGGGCCGAAUCCCUUUCCAUUACCUUGACUUCUCCUUCUGCUCCACGGCCUGCCUGCAAACCCACCGCCGGGCCCGGGCUGGCCACACGUAAGGCUGGGGACUGCUACCACCUGCCAAGGACCAGUGUGGUGGAGACACGGCUGAGCACUGGCUGUGCAGCGAGGGAGAGCCUGUGGAGCAGCACUGGUGAGAGGGACUGAGCUGGCCAUGUCGCUCUCCGGGGCAACUCUGGCAAGGCUCUGGGCAAGAAUGUCACUCUGGGAGGUGACUCUGGGGACAUUACAACUGAGAGGUCCCCAUGUGCUAGUGGGUGAUGUGCCAGGACUGGUUUGUGGCCUGGCUCCAGCCAGGGGUCCUGCUGCCAGCUUUUCUCAUGGCUACCUUGUAGGCCGCUGCCCAUGGCAGUGGGACAGAUCCUGACAUAACUGG